AUGGUGAGCCUUGAUAUUUCAGAACUUGGAAAGGUUAUAGAUUGCUUUGAAGCGAGAUCGACUCUUUUGGAGCAGCUUAAGGCUCAACAGUUUGAGGAUGAGAAAUUGUUUAAGAUUCGAGAUAAAGUGUUAAGUGAAGACGCCAAUGAGGUGGCUUAUGAGUUGCCCUUGCCUCCAGGCUUAAUGGGUAUUCACCUGGUGUUCCAUGUUUAUAUGUUGAAGAAUUAUCAUUCUGACGGGUUUUACAUCAUCCAGUGGGACUCGAUAUUGUUCGAUCAAAAAUUUUCCUUCGAAGAGGAGCCGAUAGCAAUAUUGGAUAAGCAAGUGAGAAAGUUGAGGUCAAAAGAGAUUACUUCAGUUAAGGUCCAAUGGAAGCACUGUCUAGUUGAAGAGGCUACUUAG
Molecule: messenger RNA, 402 nt
Organism: Lycium barbarum (goji berry)
Lineage: Eukaryota; Viridiplantae; Streptophyta; Magnoliopsida; Solanales; Solanaceae
Exons: 2
Coding region: 1-402 (133 amino acids)
Source: RefSeq, a predicted model, not a curated record